Pelodiscus sinensis (Chinese soft-shelled turtle) is the source of this 2685-nucleotide messenger RNA. NCBI's taxonomy places the organism in Eukaryota, Metazoa, Chordata, Testudines, Trionychidae. The record is from RefSeq and is a predicted model, not a curated record.
AUGCGUCUGAAUGACGCUCCUGCUGCACGGAACAGUAACUCCGGCCCGACUCUGCCCCACGCAGUGGAUGGCUCCGACGACAACAUCGUCCUGGCCCUGUAUGACUACGAAGCGAUACACCAGGAGGACCUGAGCUUCCGGAAAGGAGAUCAGCUGAAGGUGCUGGAGGAGUCGGGAGAGUGGUGGAGAGCGAAGGCGCUGACGGGGCAGGAAGGCUACAUCCCGAGUAACUACGUGGCCCGAGUUAACUCCCUGGAGUCGGAACCCCCCCGCCUGGACCCCCUGGCUCUGCGCGAGAGGAGUGGGGGAGGAGCUUUCUCCUCAGUCGGGGGCCACGUCCACCAAAGCGAUGGGCUCUGCCAGAAGCUCACUCAGCCCUGCACUGCGCCCAAGCCGCAGAAACCUUGGGAGAAAGACGCAUGGGAAAUUCCCCGGGAGUCCCUGAAGCUGGACAAGAAACUGGGAGCUGGGCAGUUUGGAGAAGUCUGGAUGGCCACCUACAACAAACACACCAAAGUCGCCGUGAAGACCAUGAAGCCGGGCAGCAUGUCGGUGGACGCUUUCCUGGCCGAGGCCAACCUGAUGAAGAGCCUGCAGCACGACAAGCUGGUGAAGCUGAACGCGGUGGUGACCAAGGAGGAGCCCAUCUACAUCAUCACAGAGUUCAUGGAGAAAGGCAGCUUGCUGGAUUUCCUGAAGAGCGACGAAGGGAACAAGCAGGUUCUCCCGAAGCUGAUCGACUUCUCUGCCCAGAUUGCGGAAGGAAUGGCGUUCAUCGAGCAGAGAAACUACAUCCACAGGGACUUGAGAGCUGCCAAUAUCCUGGUCUCCGCCACCCUGGUGUGCAAGAUCGCCGAUUUCGGACUGGCCAGGAUCAUUGAGGAUAAUGAGUACACCGCCCGGGAAGGUGCCAAGUUUCCCAUUAAGUGGACUGCGCCAGAAGCGAUCAAUUUUGGAUCUUUCACCAUCAAAUCCGACGUCUGGUCCUUUGGAAUCCUCCUGAUGGAGAUCGUUACCUAUGGGCGGACCCCGUACCCAGGGAUGUCUAACCCGGAAGUGAUCCGUGCCCUGGAGCGUGGGUAUCGAAUGCCACGCACAGAUAACUGCCCGGAAGAGCUGUAUGAUAUCAUGUUGAAAUGUUGGAAGAACAAACCAGAAGAUCGUCCUACCUUUGAAUACACACAGAGUGUUCUGGAGGAUUUCUAUACUGCAACGGAGAGCCAGUACCAGCAUCAGCCUUAAUGUAGAAAAUCCAAUGACAAGAAUGGAGAACCUAAGUUGUGUCUGCUUUAGUACCUGUAAUAUAUACACACAGUCUGUUCUUCAGUUCCAUCCCUUCCUUCAUUUUCCUUUAAUAUAUACUGUCCACUUCCAUCAGCCUCUUCUUCGAUACCAAAGAUUCCCUGACACUGGCUCAAGUUGAGUUGGAGGCAGAAUGCAGUCACAUUACCUUUCAGCCUCCCUGGGUUGUGAACUUGCCGAAUAAGCGAAACACCAUUAGGCUUGUUAGCACGCAAGUGUGCGACUGCCAUGGAAAAUCCAUUGCUGCAGAAAGGCAACAGCGGGUGGCUUCCUUCACUUUAAAUCCAGACAGAACUAUUGCCCUAGUGUAGUGCAAGGAGGUGCUUUGAGACAGAAGUUGCCAUCUUUCCAAUGGGAUAUAAAACUGUGGUCUUGGCCCUAAAGAUCCCAUGGCACUUGUUUGCUUUAUGCAGCUCCAAUUGCCACGUGCUGAAGGGGUAUAUUGUUAAACAGCUGCUGGAUUUCACCCCGGAAGUGGUCACUUGUAAAGUGGUUUGUAAAGGGCUUCAGAACCUAUGGAUAAAAGGUUUCAUGUAAAGCCUCUUUCAAGCCCAUUUCUCUUGAUUGUUUCCUGCCUGGAUCUGAACAUGGAUGAUUCUUCUGCCUCUUCUUGUGGAUGAGCUAUUGACAAGUGUAUUGUAUUGAACUGAACUAGAUAUCAAGUGCCUUGAAGCAGGAACCUUAUCUCUUCACAAGACAUGUAAAAUGACUCUCAUGUAAAUGGUGUCAACAAAUAACAGACAUUGGCCUGAUUGUUUUUCCCCCUUGAGUUGCUGAGUGAUGACACCAGCAUUUGUCACUUUGAUUUUUUUUCAAUUCCUUUUUCUUGAGCUGUUUCUGCGGGUUUUUAUAGCGGCGCCUUUACAGCUGUCUGAGAAUUAUGGGGGUGUUAUCUAGAAACUAUAUUAAGAACAGGAUGCUAGAGACUGAUCAAUUCUCAAGCAUCUUGCAGUGUGUAGUGGGUGACACUGGAAAUCUGAAGAGAAGGUAAUUGAUGUCACUGAUUCCAUCCAAUUUCUUUUCGCUGGGUAGGGGAGGGUAGUAAACUGCAAAUUGUAAUAACUUGCAUUUCCACUAAGGAACCUGCAUUUCUUGCACAUUUAUUUUGGGGGUUGUGUGGUGUUUUUGUUUUUGUUUUUGUUUUUUUUAUUUAGUAUUUAAAGAUAGAUUAUUUGGGAGAAGGGAUGGAGAGAUGACAGGAGGAAGGAUAAAGAUUGUGGACAGAUUUAAAUCUCUCUCUCUUUUUCCUAGUGAAUUUCUGAGAUAGUUGUGUGACUUUCCCAGCCAAUAAUAACAGGAGGGACACAGUGGAUGCUGUACUUCUAUCUCAGCUUUGAUUUUCAGUCAAUAAAUGUGAAAAUGUCUUGCAUUGUUUGUGGCUUU